ACAUAGUGUUGCUAAAGUUUUAUUAAGCUAAACCUAAAACUAGAACAAUAACGAUUUUCCUGAACAUAUAAUGAGGAUAUUAGCGAUCAAGUUACAUUGGUUUGACUUGAAAGUAGUAUAUAAAUAUGAAAUUGAGAAUACCAUUCGCAGGCUCGGUUGCCUAUACCAAAUGGUAUGAGUAUUUAGAGUCUCAACCAAGAAGUUAAGGUUAAAGCCCUUGUCGGAGUAUUGAGUUGCAUUUCUGAGCAAGAUGCUUUACUUACGCCUCCCCCGAGGACUGUAAACGGUAAAUCGUAUUGGUAAAGCACGUGGGCAAAGAUGCUUUAUGGGUUAUUUGCAACUGACUAUGAUCUGAUCUACAAGAGUACAAAUACUUCUAGUCACGUUACAGAAACUAGAAUGCAUGUGUUUGUUUCUCAGGUGUCCCUAUGUGCAGGCUGUAAUGCUGUCCACCCUUAUGCUGCUUUUGUUAUUGGAAUCAUCGCUGGAAUGGCAUACGUUGCUUGGAGUACUCUCAUGUUGCGUGUAAGGGUUGAUGACCCCCUGGAUGCUGUGGCUGUUCAUUUCGGUGGUGGUUUCUGGGGAGUGCUGGCGGCUCCAAUAUUCAACAGGGAAUCUGGAAUCUUUUAUGCUGCCGACGAACAUUCAUUCCGUUUGUUUGGGUGGAACCUCCUGGGGCUGCUUGCCAUCGUUGCCUGGUCUGUCGUAAUGGCUUUCAUUUUGUUUUUUACUUUGCGACUCACUAAACAGCUCCGUGUCAGGGAAGAAAUCGAGUUGAAAGGUCUUGACAUACCCAAACACGGUGAGCCCGCUUACCCACUGGCCAGUUAUGGUGACGGCUGGGGAUCUAGCAAAUCCCAGGCAGGAGAAACAAAGGACUUGCACCAACAGCCAAAGUUUGAUUCACCUCAAAAAGGAGGUAGCCCUAACCCAGUCCAGAACGGCCAACCUAACAUGCCUGGAUCUCAAGAUAAUGUCAUCGCUAAUCCUGUCAACGCGCACUCAUAUAUAACAGCAAUCUGAACACCUUCUCCCGUACAAAUAUCUUUAGCUGACAUUUUCAGCAAGAUCUACACUAGGGUUGUUUCAACGGGAAUGCUGCGUAUAAUUCUAACCCGCUUUAGCAUAGACAGGUAACUCCAGCACACGCCUAUCUAGAAUAGCGAUCACUUCCAUAUUAACUUUACAGCAGUAUUUCUUAGUUACGACCAGGAAAUUAUCUCAGCUCGGCUACUGGCUACAUCAUUAGAAGAGCAAAAGCAAACAAUAAGAAAUGUUGUAAUGUACGGCUUAGAAAUGUUUAGUAAUGAUUUACGAUUCAUUUAUAGUAGUUAAGGCUUGCUAACAAAGAUAAAAGUUGAUUUGCUACGCAUAGAUGAGGAUUGAGAGUUGUAGAAGAGACAGCAAAGGACAAAGCGAGAGCUAGAAUCAGCGCUAGCGCGGAUGAAAUACUCUUCUCUGCAGCGUGAUUGUAGACGAAACAGGAAAACCAAUUGACCAUGCGCGGUUAUCAACAGACGGGAGCCGGUUUCCCUACUAAUAGAGCAAGUGAGGAAGAGGGCUCAUAGUUACCCAGAACUCUUGCUUAUUGGCCUUGAAGGUUAGAGAAUAAAAUGAAAACUAGAUUAAACUGUCCAUCAUGACAUGUAUUUACCGCUUUUAGGAAUGCUUGAUCUCGAGGGUAAACAUUAAUAGUGCUUCAAGAAAAAAUUUUUAAAAUACGCCAAAGCAAAUAUACUAUUCUACAUAAGUUACAUCUUGAUGGGAAAAUAAAAAGGUAUAUUAUU
Messenger RNA from Orbicella faveolata, 1787 nucleotides. Its product is annotated as putative ammonium transporter 1. Gene Ontology annotation, cellular component: plasma membrane. NCBI's taxonomy places the organism in Eukaryota, Metazoa, Cnidaria, Anthozoa, Scleractinia, Merulinidae. Gene Ontology annotation, biological process: ammonium homeostasis; ammonium transmembrane transport. Gene Ontology annotation, molecular function: ammonium channel activity. The record is from RefSeq and is a predicted model, not a curated record.